Molecule: messenger RNA, 2390 nt
Organism: Odontomachus brunneus
Lineage: Eukaryota; Metazoa; Arthropoda; Insecta; Hymenoptera; Formicidae
Gene: CtsL4
Product: cathepsin L1-like
Exons: 5
Coding region: 720-1694 (324 amino acids)
Cellular component (GO): lysosome
Molecular function (GO): cysteine-type endopeptidase activity
Source: RefSeq, a predicted model, not a curated record
UAAAUAAACAAAUAGUUACGAAAAUGUGAUACUUUUUUUCUCUUGCCUCAUACGUGUCCUUGUAUUGUGUAUUCUAACUUGUGUUCGUACACGAUAUACGAGGUGGUGUUACAAAUUGGUGAAUAGAUGUCUAAGAAAAAUAUUCAUCGACACCUAUUUGUUUGUCUAUCUGUGUUUUAUUGCGCAAGUGAUUCCCUUCUGCGACAAAAAAUCUCAGUAUAUUUCAAGUUUAAUAAUUGACUCUUUUAAGAAGCUUGAUUUGAAUAAUGUUGAAAUACGAAAUUAUAUUCAACGUAUGACGAUACAGAAAUUGAUUUCUGUAAUGCAUAACCCUGUGCAAAAUUAUACACGAGAUAAAGAUACUUUUCGAUUCGAACACAUAUUGACUGCUCCAAUUGUCCCAUAUAUAAUGUCACAAUCUAUUUUCUUCUCGAAUUAGGUAACCGUUCUAAGAACUACUUAACUGCCUAUACUAAACCACAAUACAAACACAGACAUACGCAAAGACCCGGCCGAAAUAUAGUAUCGUACAUAUGUGUUUAGUUAAAUAAAUAUGCAUCAGCAUAAAGCGAGCGAUUGUCCAGUGACGCAAUUCGCGAGUGUGCUGACAACGAUCGUCCACACUGCAACGUUAUGACCUCACGCAGUAUCGCGAGGUUCGUCAAGAUAGCCGUUGCCAAUCUACCCAAGAAUUAAUUAAAAAUUACUCGCGAGCAAGUAUGCACUCGCGAUUAUAUGUAUCUGUGCUAUUCAUAUUUAUUUCGUCCGUAACACGCGCGUUCCAGAUAUUCAAUGGGGUCAACGUUUUACCGCCAGAAAUCUCGAAACAGCUGGACGACUACUGGCAAACCUAUAAGAUGCAGUUUAAUAAAACGUACACGAGAAAUCAAGAGAACGCGAGACGAAUGGCUUGGGAACAAAACCUCGUGGAGAUUUAUAAACACAACCUAAUGGCCGCCGCGGGACAUCACAGUUACACACUGCGGGAUAACCAUAUCACUGAUCUCAGUAGUUCGCAAUAUAUGCGCAAAAUGGUAAAACUAAUACCGAGCCGAAAGCGCCGAUUAUCGACCGACUCGAUGUUGUCGGCGAUCCUGCGGCACGACAUACCGGCUCGCCUGGAUUGGCGCGAACUCGGUUUCAACACCCCACCGGUGAACCAACGGGAGUGCGGUAGUUGCUACGCUUACUCUGUCGUGGAAAGUAUACAGGGACAGAUCUUUAAACAGACCGGCAUGCUGAUCCCCUUGAGCGCACAACAGUUGGUUGAUUGCAGCUCGGCGACCGGGAACCGCGGUUGCUCCGGCGGCUCCCUAAGGAAUACUUUGAGAUAUCUGGAAAGGUCGAAGGGUCUCAUGGCCAGGUCCCUGUACCCAUAUCAGGCCCAGGAGGGCCAGUGCAAAUUUCAUAGAGAUCUGAGCGUCGUCAAUAUAACAUCAUGGGCGAUUCUGCCGGCGCGGGACGAAGAGGCUCUGGAGGCGGCAGUGGCGAGCGUCGGUCCCAUAGCCGUGUCCAUAAACGCCAUGCCGAAGACGUUUCAGCUUUAUCAGCGUCUACGACGACCACCUGUGCAGCUCGGACGCGGUGAACCACGCAAUGCUGAUUGUCGGAUACACGCCGACCGAAUGGAUUCUGAAGAACUGGUGGGGCGAGAACUGGGGCGAGAACGGCUACAUGCGACUGGCGAAAAAUAAAAAUCGUUGCGGUGUCGCGAACUACGCGGCCUACGUGAAAGUUUGAAAUUCGUCAUUCUCCAGCUCGGUCAAGACGCCCCGCCAACCCUCUCGCGUAUCUCAAGCGAAUAUGUAUUUGAUUAUUUAUUUUUACACACGAUAACUACUGCGAUGAGUGUCGUAUGAUAAAUCAAUUAGUUUCACCAAAGAGACAAAUAAAUCUGUUGUUUUUUCUACGUGAAAAAAAAUAUUUGCCGUCAUUUUCGCGUCAGCUGUAGCUCUAGGAUCAAUGACAAAAAUAUAUGAACAAGUAGAAAGCGUUGGUUUCGACGAUUUACGCUUAUGUGCGGAUUUACGUGCGAUAUAGUCCUACAGCGGCGCUCUGCGCCGUUUUAGGGUUAAAGAUCGCACGUAUCCGAGCCAUUAAACUCCGGGCAAUUACUAAGGAUCGCCAAACAUUUAUUACAUAACAGCCACUAAACCGCAGGACGGACGCUCGAAUGCCAGAUACCAGACUUCCGUGACCACACGGGGAUCCCGGGAAAUUUAAUCGGACCGUACAACCGCGGCACGAUAGGAACGCCGAGACUUUGCCCGAUCGAAAAUUCUGUCCGAAGACGAAGUACACGACUAGUCGGGACAUAUCGCCAUGGCAUUUCCGCGAGAGAGCGAGAAAUACGGCAGCAGAGGACGAUCCAAUUUGUGCAACUGUAGGUA